GAAAUUACAGUUCAACGGUCACACCCCAGAGGCUAUAUAUAGAGGCUCUAUUCCCACAACCUUAUACUCAGUCUUCUUCUUCAUCUUGAACUGUAACACAAUACAGAGAGUGAGAGAGACAAAUAGCAAACCAAAGUUUCAAACCCAUUUCUGAAUCGCAGUUCUAGUAAUAAUUUCUCCAAAAGGUUUCAUUUUUGGUUUUUGGGUCUCAGUUUUCUCAACCAUGAAGAGACUCCAAGGUUUCAAGAUCUUUAAAUGGAUCAUCCGAAGUAGAAGAAUCCAAACCGGGAAACGCCAAUGCCUAACCGGAAUUCUCAACCCGGUUUCAAGAAUCUGCUAUUUAGCACGGUGUCUACGUCGUGGAGCCAGUAGACUGUGCGGAGGAAAGAAAACGGUUCAGACACGGUUGGGUAACGACCCGGAGUCGCUGGGUGUUCCCAAAGGUCAUUUAGUGGUACACGUAGGAGAAUCAGGCGAUGAUACACGGCGCGUGGUGGUUCCGGUGUUUUACUUUAACCAUCCUCUAUUCGGGGAGUUGCUGGAACAGGCGGAGCGGGUUUACGGGUUUGACCAACCGGGUCGGAUUACGAUACCUUGUAGGGUAUCGGAUUUUGAGCAGGUUCAGAUGAAGAUCGCUGCAUGGGAUCAUUGCCGACGUAAGUGGAGUUUCAAGAUUCUAUAGCGUUGACUUACUAAAAUUUAAAUAUUUUUAGUUUUUUUAUAUUUCCUGAGAAUAAAGUCAAAUGUCACAGAGAGAUGGGAACUUUCCCUUACAAGGGGGUUCGUAUGAUUAGUCCAGUGUCCAAUAGAUGUACAAAUAUUAAGAAAAGUGUCGUUCGGAUCUGAAUUAUGUUCCAUAUUUAGUAGAAUGAACAAAGAAUAAAAUUUCUAAAGUUAUUUUAUUCAAAAA
Molecule: messenger RNA, 910 nt
Organism: Brassica rapa (field mustard)
Lineage: Eukaryota; Viridiplantae; Streptophyta; Magnoliopsida; Brassicales; Brassicaceae
Product: auxin-responsive protein SAUR32-like
Biological process (GO): response to auxin
Source: RefSeq, a predicted model, not a curated record